Oncorhynchus keta (chum salmon) is the source of this 1693-nucleotide messenger RNA. Its product is annotated as PDZ and LIM domain protein 7-like. Lineage: Eukaryota; Metazoa; Chordata; Actinopteri; Salmoniformes; Salmonidae. The transcript has 9 exons. Gene Ontology annotation, molecular function: muscle alpha-actinin binding; actin binding. The record is from RefSeq and is a predicted model, not a curated record. Bases 142 to 795 code for a protein of 217 amino acids. Gene Ontology annotation, cellular component: adherens junction; Z disc; stress fiber. Gene Ontology annotation, biological process: actin cytoskeleton organization; heart development; muscle structure development.
AAUACGGAUUACUGCUUAAGAAGGGGAUCCACACUGCCCCUGACGUCCAAGUCGAGGAAGUCCGAAGUUUAGUUUUCGGCUGGGUAACUUGUUUGAUUCACAGAUUUCUUUCAGACCUCGACUACGGUAGGCCGACUCACGAUGUCCGGCGAUCAUCAUAAUGACAAGGAGGCCAUGAGUAUAUACUGUAUAACCCUCAACGGUCCAGCACCAUGGGGCUUCAGACUUCAGGGGGGGAAGGACUUCAGCAUGCCCCUCACGGUGUCCAGGCUGACCCCCGGGGGUAAGGCCGCCCAGGCCGGUGUGGGCGUGGGAGAUUGGGUGGUGUCCAUCGGAGAGACCAACGCAGAAGACAUGACCCAUGUGGAGGCACAGAACAAGAUCAGAGCAGCAGAGGAGUCUCUCACCCUCACCCUCAGCAAAGCUUUCCAUGCGGGUGGCGAUCAGAAGAUGGAUGAGAAAGAGGAUCAGCCUUUGUAUGACCACGAGAAUUACCAACACGAGAAGCACGGUCUGCGGGUGGAUGGCAUCCCCAUGUUCAUCCCCAACGACCGCAGCAAGAAGAGGCUGAUCGAGGACACUCAGGAUUGGCAGCCCCGCACAGGCACUACCCAGUCCCGUUCCUUCCGCAUGCUGGCCCAGCUCACAGGCACCGACUACAUGCAGGACCCAGACGAUGAGACAAUGAAGAGGGCCAGGGAAAAGUUCCUUACAGAGAUUCAGAGCCCCCGUUACGCCCGUCUGAGGGACUGGCACCACGAGAGGUCCGCACGCGCCCUCAACAUCAAGUCCUGAGCAUCACCAUGGCAACAUGCAGGGCCGGGCCUGAGCCCUAGCAACCGAUAGCAUCACGACAACGACGAAAACGAAAAUAGUCCGAUUAUCCAGACGACAACACACACACACACGAACACACACGAACACACACACACACACACAUCCCAGACGACAACACACACACACAUCCCAGACGACAACACACACACACAUCCCAGACGACAACACACACACCCCAGACAUACAGAGGAGGAAGAAAAAAAAAGAUAUAUAUAUAUAUAUAUAUAUAAAAUAGAGGAAUCUAUGAUCACUAAGCCAUACGUGGAACCAUUACAUACUGAGCCUGUCUGACUGUCAGAUUCCCUUGUUCUCCUUGACUAGGAGUUAGUGUUGAUAACAUCUUGUGGAUCACCUUGUGUGUAACAGGCCUGGGGCACAUACGUCAAAUAUGAUUGAUUGAUUGAUCACAAUCCGGAGGUACGGGUGGGUGGGGGGUGAUUUGCACUUCGGGACUGUUCUAUUGGUCCCAUUGUCCCGGAACAAUCCAAAUCAAAUCCACCUCGAGACUUCUACAGUAUUUGACGAAUGUAUCGGACCCCAGUCUGCUUUGUUCUGUUCCUUAUAUUAAACUGUGUUACUCAGAGUGAUCUAAACAAGGAGGGUGGGGGGGGGGACAGCUGUUGGAACAGCGCUGUUCUUCCUGUUCCAUUCUUUAUUCUGAUUCUGUAGUUCUAGUUCAUCUCCUGUUGAUCUGUAAACUCGUUCUAAGCUCUUUCUAAGUUCUGCUCUGAGUUCUGCUCUCUCUUUUUUUCUCUUUGUUUUCUGAACUCUCCCUUUGUUCUUUAGACUCCUCCCUCUUGAUAAGAACGAUAAAUAUAUCUUGUACUGAUGUCCUCAUAAAACUUCUGAAAACACC